Molecule: messenger RNA, 1818 nt
Organism: Helianthus annuus (common sunflower)
Lineage: Eukaryota; Viridiplantae; Streptophyta; Magnoliopsida; Asterales; Asteraceae
Product: probable myosin-binding protein 6
Exons: 3
Coding region: 408-1556 (382 amino acids)
Source: RefSeq, a predicted model, not a curated record
GCAUCAAAAAGUAAACAACCCAAACCCCCAAAAAACAAAACACAAACAGUUACCACCACACAAUCUCUUUUUCGAUUUUAUUUCUGACAUAAAGACAAAACAACAGACAGUUACAACUUACAAGAAUCAUCCAUCUUUGUUUUAUGUUUCAAUUUACCCUUUCUUUCUUUCUUUUUUACUUUCUUUACAAUAAUCUGUUCUUCUUUUCAAGUUACAAAGGGUGGAAUCAUCGAGUAGAUAGAUUCUAGGGUUCUUAUUUGAAUUGGGGUUUCAAGAUUUAUGUUAAAAGUUGAGUGAUUGGAGGUUGGUGAGUCGCUAAUCAUCUGGGUGUUGCGUGGAUUUUACUUCUGGAUGUUGUUUGACUUGCAGCACCAAACCUAUGAUAAAAAAGCGACAUAAAUUCGAAAAUGGCGGCAGAAACAAGCACAGCGUUAAAAGAAGCGCUUUACGCUCAACAACAACUUUUGCAAAAACUUUACAAUGAGUUAGAAGUAGAAAGAGACGCCUCUGCUACAGCAGCGAGCGAAGCAUUAGCUAUGAUAUUACGUCUUCAAGGAGAAAAAGCGGGUGUAAAAAUGGAAUCCGAGCAUUAUAAAAGGCUAGCGGAGGAGAAAAUGUAUCAUGCUGAAGAAUCUAUGGAAAUAUUCGAAGAAUUAAUUCACCAAAAAGAAAUGGAAAUCGCUAAUUUGGAUUAUCAACUUCAAGCCUAUAGAUACAAACUAUCAAGCUUAGGGCUUGAAGAUAUUGAUUUGUUGCAACUAAAUGAAAAGGAAACGAGCCCCGAAAGUCUUUCGAGGAGAAACUCUGCACCGCCAAAACUUCUGAAAUUGGCUUAUUUGAAAAGGAAUAGAUCAGCAAGCCCGGAUUCUGAUAUGGUUCCGAAAACUGUUGAGGAAAUUGAACGGUUGGAUGAAAGUCAUCAAACUUCGGAUUCCGAGAAACAAACGGAGGGGAUUAACUCGUACUGGGAUCAAAUUCGGAAGUUGGAUAAGAUAGUUGAAGAGAUGGGUAAAUCGUGUCAACUUAACGAAUCGGAAAAUGAGAUGAUUUUAGAUACGUGUAAUGUGCGUGUGCAUGAUGUGUUUGAAGUCCCUGAAACCAAUGAAGAUCUUGCGAGUCAUGAAAAGCAGGUGAAAGAUAUCGGGAAAUCAAUCUUGGAAGGUGGAUAUAACGUCGAAAAACCGGCAACCUUUGUAGAAGAUCAUAUGAAGUCAUUUGAAAAAACAUUGUUUUUGCAUAAAAAAGAUAAGGAGGUGUUUUUGCCUAAAGAUAAUAUCGUUGUUGAUUGUCGCAUGGCCGUUGAUGUUGUAGAAGGUGAAGGGUCAUCUCAACGAGUGAAUACAACAACGGAGAUAACAGAGGGUGGCGUAAGAUCUCAAGAACGCGUUACAGGACGGGAAGAAGAGAUGUUGAGAUUGUUACAUGAGAUAAACAAGAAAUUAGAUUGUAUACAGGCUCAAACUAAAAGUGGAAAAAUCGAAAAAACGAAACCGUCUCCAAACUAUGACUUGCCCAUGCUUCAACUCCAAGAGGCAAUGCUGCAUUUUUGGCUCUGAUGUGGAUAACCAACUUACUAAUUAUUGAUGCUACCUUGUAAGUGUUUUUGUUUCUAACUAAGAGGUUUGGUGUGUAUGGUGAGUAAUUGGUGUGAUUUGAUUGAUUGGUAGCUAUGUACAUUUGUAUGUACUUUACAUAUAUAUACCUGUAUAGAAAAAGUCUGGAAUGUAUUUGGACAACUGGACUUGAAGUUGUAACAAGUAAUGAAAGUAACCUAGUGAUGGUGGUGGUGGAUUUUGUGAACCGCUGUGUUGCAACAAA